Cadophora gregata is the source of this 1110-nucleotide messenger RNA. RefSeq lists its product as uncharacterized. Bases 1 to 1110 code for a protein of 369 amino acids. The record is from RefSeq and is a predicted model, not a curated record. The transcript has 3 exons. Lineage: Eukaryota; Fungi; Ascomycota; Leotiomycetes; Helotiales; Ploettnerulaceae.
AUGAAGAUUCAGCCACCACCAGAACGCGAGGAAGCUGAUUUCACUAAAGAUGAACUGGCUGCUCCCACCAUUGAAAUUACAUUCGCUCCACCAUCCAUCAUGGAUAACCCUCUUCCCGCGACAGCUGUAAAACUGAGUAAGAGGCUUCUGCAAGAGCAAUUGAAAUCCGAAGAAGAAUGCUCUACGACAACCCCAGCUCAACAGUCUCUCUCCCCAGACUUCCCUGAGAUGCCAAGCGACCCUACACCAGACACGAUUCUCGAAUGGCUUAGUUCACCUCAACAUGGAUCAUCUUGCUCCUCUCCACGACCAAAAGCGUGGCUCCACUCUGCACAGCAAUCACAGUUGAACCGUCGCCAACCCAAAGACGACAAUCAUUGUACACGUCUGCAACAUAACAGUUUCCUCUGCGGCAGUGAUGCUCAGGCCACAGUGGAUCAUAUCGAACACAGUACGGAGAAUCUUGUGGCUGUACCAGAAUCUAGGCUGCAGAUUUUGGAGGCAAAGAUGCGAAGAGCAGAACUUUUGAUCCAGAUUUCUGAUUUGGAGAAGGAGAUUCUGAAAACAAGCUUGUGCGAGAAGGAUUUCAUUACAGAAGAACAAAAGGUCCUCCACGACGACACUGAACUCAAAGAACUGCAGAAGACAACUGAUGAGGGCCUUGAAUUACUCAAGAGGAUCCAAUACGAAAACCCCAUAUGCAAGGAUGAUCCAAGUGUUUUUCAGGAAGCUUACCAUCAUUGGGUUGGUCUGCGACAACGCGUGGUGGCAUAUCUUACCAAUCGAUCCACAGCUCAACACGAAAAUGAGAUCAAGUGGCAGAAGUGUAAGGACCUAUAUCCAAAGAGGAAAGCUCUUUUGGUAGAAAUUGAAGGCGUCGACGCAACCAUCUCAAGGCUUGAAUGCCCUAUCGCUAACGGUACAGAACUCGAAAACAACAGCUCAGAAAAAACAGAGCUAAAACAAGCAGAUGUCGACCGCCAAAAUUAUGUAAGGAGGGAUUCAGGGGUUGACAUGCCGGAUACAGAGACAGCCACAUAUUUGCCCUCAUCGCCAAGCUUGGCCAUACUAUUCGCCAAGGAGAGCAACAAAAUCAACGGUUCGUGCUAG